This is a messenger RNA of Beauveria bassiana ARSEF 2860, 1503 nucleotides long. Its product is annotated as major facilitator superfamily transporter. Gene Ontology annotation, molecular function: transmembrane transporter activity. Gene Ontology annotation, biological process: transmembrane transport. Gene Ontology annotation, cellular component: membrane. The transcript has 5 exons. Lineage: Eukaryota; Fungi; Ascomycota; Sordariomycetes; Hypocreales; Cordycipitaceae. The record is from RefSeq and is a predicted model, not a curated record. The coding region runs from base 1 to 1503 and encodes 500 amino acids.
AUGGCCAAAGAACAAGUUGCACACGUCGAAGUCGCCUCUUCGGUAGACGACAGCACCGCUGUCAAGGAACUCGGCGAUGAGGACAGUCAAGUCGGCUUCUCCAAGCCAGAAACGAGCAGGCUCUUGCGCAAGCUCGAUCGCACACUUUUGCCCUUUCUCUCGCUUCUUUACCUCUUAUCAUUCCUCGACCGAGCAAACAUUGGAAACGCCAAGCUCGCUGGCCUGGAACGGGACCUCAAUAUGACGGGCUACGACUACAGCGCAAGUCCACCACACGGCGCAAUCGCCGUCGCCAUCUUCUUUCCAUUUUACGUCAUCGCCGAGGUCCCCUCAAACAUGGCCAUGAAGCGCUUCCGACCCUCCAUCUGGAUCCCCAGCAUCAUGGUCGUCUGGGGCUUCAUGACCAUCAUGCUCGGCGUCGUCCAGUCCUUUGGCGGGCUACUCGCCGUCCGCAGCCUACUUGGACUCGCCGAGGGCGGCCUCUUUCCCGGCAUCACCUACUACAUCACCAUGUGGUACCGCCGCCACGAAUGCGGCCUGCGCAUGGCCAUCUUCUUCUCCGCGGCCACUGCCGCCGGCGCUUUUGGCGGGCUGCUGGCGCGCGGCAUCAUGGAGAUGCAAGGUGUCGGCGGCCUCAGCGGUUGGAACUGGAUCUUUAUCCUCGAAGGCCUGGCGACGUUUCUUGUUGCUCUCAUCGCGUAUCGCGUCAUGCACGACUAUCCCGAGUCCGUCAAGUUUCUCACCUCGGAGCAAAAGAAAGAGGUUGUUAGACGCCUCAAGCAAGAUCGCUCGGCUCUCUCCAAUGAAUUCAAACUCCCUUUCGCCAAAGACGCCUUGAAAGACUGGAGAAUUUGGGUACACAUGUUCAUCACCAUUGGCAUUUACAUCCCUCUGUAUUCCAUCUCCGUCUUUCUCCCCACCAUUGUCAAGGGUCUGGGUUAUACAAACGAAGUUGCGCAGCUCAUGUCUGUGCCUCCAUAUGCCGUCGCCUGUCUCUUCACCGUCGGCGGAGGGUUUCUUGCCGAUCGCCACGGCCAACGAGGCAUCUACAUGAUAGGCUUCAACAUUGUUGCAAUUCUGGGCUUCGCACUACUGGCCGGCGUUGAACACAAUGGCGUCAAGUACUUGGCGUGUUUCCUCGUGACGGUGGGCGUGUACCCGAACGUGCCGCAGGGCGUGGCCUGGAACGGUAACAAUAUUGGCGGAUCACUCAAGCGAGCCGUGGGAAUUGCCAUGCAUGUGGGCUUUGGCAAUCUGGGAGGUGCCGUGUCGGGGUUCGUGUUUCGGCAGGCUGACGCCCCACGGUAUCUAUCAGGGCAUUUGGCGUUAGUCGGGACCUUGUCUAUGAGUCUAGUACUCUCUGUCUUUAUGACCAUCUAUCUCCGGCGGGAGAAUGCCCGGAGGGACGCCCAGCACAAGCCACUGGCUGAAUACACGAAUGAGGAGAAGCUGAGAGAGAGCGAGAUGGGCGACAACGCCACAUUCUUCCGCUACACAGUGUAA